Molecule: messenger RNA, 414 nt
Organism: Rangifer tarandus platyrhynchus (Svalbard reindeer)
Lineage: Eukaryota; Metazoa; Chordata; Mammalia; Artiodactyla; Cervidae
Source: the annotation of a GenBank genome assembly
AUGACAAACUGCGUCCUCUUUCUAUCACUCUUUAUCAACUCCACUCCCCACCCUAGACACGCAUCAUUUAAUCACGGUCUCAAGUUCGAAGGGAGAGCAGCACGAGAAAGAAAGAGGGAGGCAAGCGAAAUUCCUGAAUGGAUAGACAGAUGCUACGUCAUCGGAGCUGCAUCCUCCACUCCACAAGAGGCUAGGAGCCGGGAGAAAGAGGCAGGCCAGCGGCAGGGGCCACCGAGCCAGCGCUCCUCCUCCCAGAAGCCGGGUUGGAGCCACAAAAAAGACUUUAACCUUUGCAUUCUCCUCCUCGACAGGAGCGGAGCAUCGGAGAAGAAGCAGCCUCGUUUGUUUCUGGUGUCAUCUCCGCCAGAAUUUCCCUGGAAGGACUUGGGUGGGGUCUGUAGACCAUUGCUCUAA